This is a messenger RNA of Pochonia chlamydosporia 170, 972 nucleotides long. RefSeq names its product BEM46 family protein. The record is from RefSeq and is a predicted model, not a curated record. The transcript has 4 exons. NCBI's taxonomy places the organism in Eukaryota, Fungi, Ascomycota, Sordariomycetes, Hypocreales, Clavicipitaceae. Bases 1 to 972 code for a protein of 323 amino acids. Gene Ontology annotation, molecular function: palmitoyl-(protein) hydrolase activity. Gene Ontology annotation, cellular component: membrane.
AUGUCGAGUCCCGGUUCUCCUCCCGCUUCUACGCUCAGCAGCUACCUCGAGCAGACGGCUUCUGCUCUGAGCUCCGCCGCUUCCUACAUGCGUCUGCCCGCACUGGCAUCCACGGGUAUUGCUGCCGCCUUAACAUCCUUGUUGUAUUUCAAGCAAAAGGCUCUGAUAUACCCGUCCCAUAUGCCCCCAAACUCGCGGACAGACGUACCAAGACCUUCCCAAUUUGGUAUAAGAGACUUUGAGGAGCUUGUCAUUCCUACCGACGAUGGCGAGAAGCUAUCUGCUUUCUAUAUACGAGGCCCUCGUGGCGGCAAGAACUCUGAUGUGACCAUGAUUAUGUUUCAUGGCAACGCCGGAAAUAUUGGCCACCGCCUUCCCAUAGCAAGGAUGCUUAUCAAUUAUAUUGGCUGUAACGUGUUUAUGCUGGAGUAUAGAGGUUACGGCACCUCCACUGGAGAGCCCGACGAGGGUGGAUUGAACAUUGAUGCGCAAACCGGGCUGAAGUAUCUACGUGAAAGAGCCGAGACACGAGACCACCGGCUGAUCGUCUACGGUCAGAGUCUGGGCGGCGCGGUUAGUGUCCGAUUGGUGGCUAAGAACCAAGACGCAGGUGAAAUCAUUGGUUUGGUGCUGGAAAAUACUUUCCUAUCGAUGAGAAAGUUGAUUCCAUCCGUUAUUCCACCGGCCAAAUACCUGACUCUGCUUUGCCACCAGGUUUGGCCAAGUGAUACGACUUUACCAAACAUUACAAAAGUUCCUGUGCUCUUCCUCAGUGGUUUACAGGACGAAAUUGUUCCUCCCAGUCACAUGCGCCAAUUAUACGAACUUUGCAACGCCCCCGACAAGCGGUGGAAGCCACUGCCGGGUGGCGAUCACAAUUCCAGCGUCCUUGAGGAGGGCUACUUUGAAGCCAUUGCCGAAUUUGUUGCGGAUGUCACGAGCGAGGCAUCCAAGGAGAAGACGCGGUUAUAG